This is a messenger RNA of Styela clava, 1253 nucleotides long. Its product is annotated as WW domain-binding protein 2-like. The record is from RefSeq and is a predicted model, not a curated record. Gene Ontology annotation, biological process: positive regulation of DNA-templated transcription. Gene Ontology annotation, molecular function: transcription coactivator activity; chromatin DNA binding. NCBI's taxonomy places the organism in Eukaryota, Metazoa, Chordata, Ascidiacea, Stolidobranchia, Styelidae. Gene Ontology annotation, cellular component: nucleus.
UGCAAAUAACAAAAACUAAAAGGAUUUUACCUCUCUAGAUUUACUCUAAACCCUGAAACUAAAAGUUGGUAAUAUUUCAUCACCUGGACCUUGCAAAACUUGUGCAGUCAUGUCUAUCAAUAGAUCGGCAGGACUCCAAUUAUUUCAAGGCGAGCUGACUGUGCAACAACACAAAGAUGUUGAACUAAAAUUCAAGAAGGUCAAAUAUUCAUCUGAGCACUUGAAGGGAUCGAAAGUCGGCCAGCUUUAUCUUACGAAUUUCAGAGCAUUUUUUGUGAACAGCAAAACAAAUGACAUGCUACAAAAUUUUAGCAUGCCAUUCAAACUCAUAAAGGAUUUUGAGAUCAAGCAACCUGUGUUUGGCGCGAACCACUUAGAAGGAAAAAUAAUGGCUGAAGAAGGAGGUGGAUGGCAAGGUUCCGCAGAAUUUGAAAUGACAUUCAAGGCUGGAGGUGCAAUCGAAGUUGGUGAAAGUCUUAUAAAAAUGGCUAAGAAUCCUCGGAUGAUGUAUAUUGCCCAACCAGCCCCAAUCAUUGUCACCGGGGUUCCACAGGGCAUGCCAAUUCAGCCAGGUUAUGCUCCACCACCCAUGGGGUAUCAACCAACAGCUCCUCCAUUGUACUCACAGUAUCCAACCCAACCUCCAUACAAUCAAGGUCCUCCCAUUCCUCCUUAUCCGGCUGAACCGUCAUACCAACCCACAGAUCCAAAGUCACAGGAAGCUAUGGCUUCUGGAUCAUCUUAUCUUCCUCCUGGUUAUUCUGCUCCUGCCCAGAAUCCUCCUUCAUAUUAUGAUACGACAAAGAAAGAUCAAUAAACGUAAAGAUGUGUAUUGUGUGUUUGCUGUGCAAUAAUUUUUAUUCUUGUUAAAAUGUAUAUUUCACAAUAUAUUUGUUUGUAAUUGGAUGUGACACCAGAUAGUCAUAAUUGUUCAGGAAAGAUUUCGCCAUUUAUGUGAUGAAAUUCUUAUUGGUUAUGUAAUUAUAGAUAUCAAUUUUUUUCGUUUGAACAUGCUUGCUAUACCUUUAUUUUUAGUUACCGGUAUAUGUUUUUCGAGUCUUUCUAACUGUGUCAGAUUUUCUGGGCCUGGAAUUCAAUACUAAUAUUAAUUAUGUAGAUAGUCAAUGAUUCAAUAUUUCUAAUAUUUAUCUUUCAUGUCGUGUUCGUAAUUAACCCUAGUUCACAUUCUCUUUUGUUAAUAGAUUGUAUUUUUGUGUGCACCAAUAAUUGUGGAAACUCUUUCUAUUGUGUUA